Molecule: messenger RNA, 2588 nt
Organism: Aedes albopictus (Asian tiger mosquito)
Lineage: Eukaryota; Metazoa; Arthropoda; Insecta; Diptera; Culicidae
Product: heat shock protein beta-1
Exons: 6
Coding region: 365-1033 (222 amino acids)
Biological process (GO): protein refolding; response to heat
Cellular component (GO): cytoplasm; nucleus
Source: RefSeq, a predicted model, not a curated record
ACGCGGAGAGCCAUUCAGUCGCAGAAGAGAGUUUAUCGAGUCAAAACCAAGUCCAAUCAGUUUCAAGUGAACGUCAAACUUUUGUUGUCCCUCUAGAGUGUGAAUCUGGUGCAAUAAAGAAAAAAAUCGCAAUCAUCGGUUUACGUACAACGAAAAAAAAGGGUGGAAAGUGUGACCUUGCUCCUUGACAAAGAAGCACACGUUUGAUUGCGCACUGAUUGAUACUCGGUUCGGGUGAGGUUGGUGAAAGUGAGAGUACCGACCGAAAACGGAAAGUGAUUGAUUUUUGACAGUCCUCAAUCGAAGGGGUGAUUGUUUAUUGUUAUCAGUGUGUUGUACUAGCAGCAAAGCAAGCCGGUGAAAAAUGGCCGACAGUGCAAACAAGCGCAACAUCCCAAUCAAGCUCGGCGACUUCAGCGUGAUCGACACGGAGUUUGCCAGCAUCCGCGAGCGGUUCGACUCCGAGAUGCGAAAGAUGGAGGAGGAGAUGUCCAAAUUUAGAUCGGAACUGAUGAACCGCGAGUCCAACUUUUUCGAGACCACCUCGAGUUUUUCCACCAAAAAGACGGCGACGUCCAGCAGCACCACCACAUCGAAUGCAGCAUCGGCCCUGCGACCACAGACCAGCAGCAGCAGCACACAGGUUCAGGACAUCAACUCCCCGCUGAUACAGGACAGCGCUUCCCAAUUUACCUCCACUACUGGUCGUGAGCCGAUACAAGAAACGGUCGAACAAGUAGAGGAUGGCGAUAACAAGGUGCUGAAGCUGCGCUUCGACGUCAGUCAGUAUGCCCCAGAGGAAAUUGUCGUCAAGACUGUGGACAACAAGCUGCUGGUCCACGCCAAGCACGAGGAAAAGUCCGACACCAAGUCCGUCUACAGGGAGUACAACCGGGAGUUCCUGCUCCCGAAGGGCUGCAACCCGGAGAUGAUCAAGUCCUCGCUCAGCAAGGACGGUGUCCUAACGGUGGACGCUCCGCUGCCGCCACAGGCCCUCACCGCCGGCGAAACCAUGAUUCCAAUUGCCCAUUAAAAAAAAAAGUUUAACAGCCCCUCUACAUAGUAGUUUCAUCCGCAUCCGCAAUCUUAAUCAAUGUACUCGAGGGAUGGGGAAGGCAGUGUUGUGUGCAUUCGGUGUAACAUGCGCAUUGCUUUCUCGUUGAAAGCCAUAAUUACCAGUGAGCCGAUAACCAAUUAAUUAGAGACAUCACCACCACCACCACCACCAGAUAGUGAGAGACGCGAGAUACAUAAUUCAACAACACAGUAGGCGUGCGCUUUUCGAUGAUAUUUUUGUUUCGAUAUUAGAUCUUUUACGAGCAACGAUUGCUUUGAUCACACCAAUUUCAGGGGGAAGUUUGGAAAAGAGAUCAGAUCCAAUUAAGGGAUUGGAAGGUUAUGGCUAGCUGUUAGGCCCUUAACAAUGUUCGACUCAUUCUACUCAUUAGUAAGCGAAAAACGGAAGAUAUUUUACACACUUGUGAUAACCCCUUUCUGACGAACAUCGUGAACGUAAUUACUUACUAUUCGACAUGAACCAUCACACAUAAUUAAAACAUCUUUAUGGAUUAAAUUGUGAGCUAGAAUCAUCAGUAACAGUUUUAACCGUGGCCUUUGUACCUAUACACUGAAAACAAGUCAUAGAAAAUCUGUGUAGGACUUUAACAUGUGCAAAAAUGUAAAGUUUUCGUGCAGAGUAUCGAUACACCAUGGUUCUUCCUGAAAAUAAAAAAAAAAAACAAACAUCGCACGUCGAAACUAAAAAAAAACACUCCAGUGUCAUUCAAUAAACUUCAUGAGCAAACUUCAUUUCAGAGACAAAACAUAAUGCAAGUGUAACCAUUAGCACUAUAUUUCGCCUUUUUGGCUUUAUAGGGCUAUUAUUCGGCUAAUAAAGAGCAUGCCAGCUUGCGCCCUACUAGCAUUGUAGUAGGGCACAAGCUGAAUGAUAGUGCUACCAGAUUACUUGGGAUAUUUGUUAAAGUGAACGAAAUGAUGAAUAAAAUGCUGAUUUUCUGAGAACUUGUCAAGUAUCUUAUUCAGCUUGCGAGUUUCGCGCUGUUGCCGUAUUUCAGCAUGGGAGUGUGUGCUUUCUGUGAAAUGUCUGGUUUUCCGUAACUUGGGGACCUCAUGCAAUUCUGCUUGAAAGCUUUUCAUUUUUGCACACGUAUUUCGAAGGUUUCUAUUCACGAUUUUGUAACGAUUAGAUGAUUUGGAUUUUCUUUUCUACCAAACUCACGCAAAUCCUCAAAAAACACCGGAAUGGUUCAGGAAUUUUAACACUCGUAACAACGACGUAACUUUUACCAACAACAGCUUAGAGGCAGCUACACAUCGAUACUACCUAUAUUGUAAACAACGCGUCGCGUCGCAAAGGCUUUCGAAGAACAACAAUUCUUAGAAGAUGAUGCUGAAUUAGUGAGAAGCAAGAACAAGACAACACACAGUCGACUACUUAGACCUAAUAUUACAGGCCUGCACUACCGUAACAGCAUGCAACAACCGUUUGUGUAUUUGUGCUUUAUUUAUUUUAUAUAAUGUAAAAUCUGAGAACCGUUCUAAGGAAUUAAAUCAGGACUUGACUAGGA